Messenger RNA from Bactrocera oleae (olive fruit fly), 14639 nucleotides. It is a transcript of the gene fne, whose product is annotated as found in neurons. The record is from RefSeq and is a predicted model, not a curated record. NCBI's taxonomy places the organism in Eukaryota, Metazoa, Arthropoda, Insecta, Diptera, Tephritidae. Gene Ontology annotation, molecular function: RNA binding. Gene Ontology annotation, cellular component: ribonucleoprotein complex.
GCCGACUGCAUAACGCUACGCUGCCGCUGACUUUGCAAUUCGUUGCGAUUCGUUACAGCGCUCGUCGGGCUUUCUGGCGCUCGUCGCUCGUCGCUGAGCCUUCGUCUUCGCCUACGACAGCGAAUUUUUCGGUUCCUCAACAAAUGACAUGUUGUGGCAGCUAGCCGUUGGCACAAACAGCUCCUUCAGUACGAGUACGAGUGCGGUCUUCGACGUAUCCAAAAGCAAACGCGGCUCUUUUUUAAGCGCGUUUUGUAUUAUUCUACUCAUAUAAUUUAUAAUUUGCGUCGCUAUAUGAUUUCUCCUUGUUUCGUAGAACAACAACAACAACAAACAAACAAACAAGCACAACGGUAAACAACAGCCAGCAAAGGUUACUGAAACGACAGCAGCAGUAGCAGCAGCAAGCGCAGCAGCCGGUGCAGCAAAGUGAAUCGUAUAAGCAAUAGCAGGCUAUUGUCGGCAAGAUUUUAAUUUUGCGCAAAAAUUCAAAAACUUUCAAAAAUUCCAAAAUCCUUCAACCGGUGGCUGAACGACAUACUACGGUCAGGCAGGUGUGUGCAAAACAAAAAGCAAGCAAACAACAACAACCGUUAGUUUGAAGCAACAUUACGAUUCAGCGUCGCAGCAGCCACAUUUCCGAGUUGUCAAAAUCAUUCAAUCAAUCUUCACGAUUCUUCAAGUUUUGAGUCAUUAAACAAAAGCUCCGAACUUAAUUUAGCAAUAUUUCAAAGUUUUUUUCAAGAAAUUUGUUGCGCUUUGACGGCAUCUCAAUUGGCCUUCCACCAUUGCAUGCAUAUCUCGGCUGAAGCGUUGACAUUUUUCACAGCAACAACAACAAAGCCUCAGUAUUCAAGCAUCAAACGACCAAAAUUCGCGUGAGGCGAUCAUCUGAAGAUUCUAGCGUACAGAUUACAACGUCGAACAGCUGUUCAGCUUAUACUUUUGGCAACAGCGGCUUUAAACGGGCUACUUGAAUAUACGAUCCAUUGAGAAUUCAACAGCAUAAGGCCAAAGAGAAAACGAAAGAGUAAAAAUCAAUCAUUAAGCGCAAGUGAUAUAUCUACGAAUAUCAAAACAAUCAUAAAGCAAAUGAACAAUUUGUGAACAUUUUUGCACAGAUACUUUUAAAAAGGCAUUACCAAUCGAUACAUUUUCAUAUAUAUCGAUUAUUAAACAUUUCAAAAUAUUUUACGAUAUUUUCCUAGAAGUCAAACAUCUUCGGUUGUUCUUAUAUGAUUUCUCGAAGCAGCCAAGCGUCAAGCGCAUAAAAAGCACUGACAUUAAAAGUGAGCAUUAAUAAAAAUACGUAUGCGAAAAAGAGAGAGAGAGUGCACAAACGUGAGAGUAUUAAGCGCAUAUAUGGUAUACAUAUGGUACAAUAUAGGUGACAACAAAAUAGCGACCGAGUUUCCUAGUUGUGAAUUCGAAGUGAUUUAAAUUUAUAGAAAAAGCGAGGCGCAAAUUUAAAAAAAGUAUUAUUUGUUCGCUAUAAAGACAAAGCGCACCAGCGAAAGCUCAAUAAACAGCUGCCAAGCUUAAAAGCUGCAGAGUGAUUUGCGCCCAUAAAAGAAGAGUGAAAUUAUAACGGCAGUCAUUAUCAACGCAAUAGAAAAGCAAUUUAGUACGGUAUCAUUAAAACAGUAACAAUAAGGAACAAGAAAUAAAAAAUUAAUUAAAAAAAUAAAAACAUUUACAUACCAAAUAUACUACUAUCACUACUACUACUACUAUUACUACUAUUUCUACUACCAAACUUAAGCAAGCUUGCGUGCCGCCCGUAAAUAGUCGGUGCUGGCGCAGCGUUGCAUUUCCAGCGCAAGCUAUACAUGAACUGACCACGUACAGUGUUUGCAGUAUUAUUACGUAAAUAUUUAAAUACCAGAAAGUAAUUAAUAAUAUAUUUAAAAAAAUAAUAAAAACAUUUGUAACGAUUUUUUCGGUGUUUGUGUAUGUUUGUACUUUUCAUAGCGCCUAAAAAUAUACUACAGUUCAUAGCAUAUUUGAACAUUAAAGAAUUUAUUCCACGAAAAGUACGCAACGAAAGCGUUGAAUGUCUCGUAAGUCAAAUAGGUGUACAAGUUUUCUAUAAAACCACAAAAAAUAUUACAAAAACAAAAGGGAAAAUCAUUGUAUGGAUGUCUAAGAUUUUAAUGGCAUAAAAGCGGAACUGAUUUUAUAUAUACAUACAUAUAUGUAACAGUUAUACUAGAAAAAAGACUAAAAUAUAUAAACAAAUACUAGAAAAAAAAGAAACCAUAUUUUAAACACCAAAAGUGUUGUAAACAAGAUUUUAGACGAAAGCGAAAACUUUUCGAAAACAAGCGUACUUCCAACGACUACAAAAGACGACGAAUACAGGCACGUUAUUACUGUGUAAGUGCGCGAAUAUAAAUCGGUUAACAUUAGCAGCUUAAAAAGGCCAAAUUUAAACUUUUUAAACGAAUAAAAUUUACAAAAAAAAAAAUCGAAGUCGUCAGGUAACCAAACCGCCAAUGUGACAAGUGAUUUUUGCACAUUAAGUAGAAAGAAGUGAUUUCAGCGCGUGAGUGAACAUUUUUAAAUAAUUUCCAAUAUUUAUAAAACUUUUCAAUACUUACGUAAAAUUUACGCCAACAAAUAAGUGACUGCAAUAAGUACGUAACUAGUUGAAAAUAAUAUUUUAAAGUUAUAUGUAAGCUUUAAGUUUACUGAAAAAAUAAACAAGUGCAUGCAGAAACACGCAAAACAAAUUAAAGUGAAAAUUGGCAACAAAGCAAGUGGUGUGCGAGCGCGCUAAACAAAAAUUGGCAACAGUGUUAACUGAAACUUGCGAAAGGCACCUUUAACCGUUGUGUACGCUGUAAAGUGUGUAAAGCAAACGAGUACGUAGUACUGUCGAGGGAGAGACAGUGGUGAGCAAAAUUGCAACUGAACAGCCUGUAAAGUGAUUUUAUAUAGCAACUAUACAAAGAAAUGAACUUAUUUACUGAUAAAUAACAACACAACAAAACAACUGAAGCAGAGCAGCAAAACUGCAGCAGCCGACGUGCAAAAAUAUUAGGAUUGAUUAUUUCAACGUGAGCGCAAUCGUGCAGUUGUCAAAAAGGGAGUAGAAACUCUGUGAGUUAACAAAAUCAAGAGAGCGGCGAAAUAAAUAGAGAUCCAAGAGAAUCUUGCAAAUCAACACCACCAAAGAAAACCAACUAAACUAAACUAAAGAGAAUAGUAGCAGAGCAAAACAAAUAUCCAUAAAAAGGAGCUAACGAAUAAUCAUAUUAAAUUUAUACAAAGAGAAUAUAAAACCAACAGUAUAUAACAACAACAAUAUAUAUAUAUAUAUAUCUAUAUAUAAAUAAAAACGUGACAUACAAAUACUAAUGUUCCAUAAAGCACCAGCAGAUCAAGAGAGCAACAGCACCAACAGCAGCAGCAGUUAAGAGAGAGAGUAAAGAGAGUACUUAAUACCAUAUAAAAGCAAAUUUUUAAAUAAAAUCUUAGUGAGCGGAGAAUAUAAAUUAUAUAAAAAUAUUAAUAUUGCUGUCUUUUUGCAUUUUUGCAAUUUUAUAAAAAACAAAAACAAAUAAUAAAAAAGCAAAUAUUAUAAUACAUAUAUAUAUAUAUAUAUAUAUACUUACAAAGGCGAAUCAAUACACGAACAAUCCUUUGAGAAUCAGAGAUACACACUUAACGAACAUAAAAAAUCAUUAGCAAAAUUUACUCUUUUAACUUAAAGAACAACUUACUAAAGCAAAAUAAAAAUAAAAAAAAAAUCAUUGAAAAAUCAAUUUUACUAAAAAGCAAAAUUUUAGCGAAAGAAAAUCAUUAAACACAUACAAAGAAACGAGCGUAGAACGAUCGUAGUUGAUCUAAAACCCAUACACCAAGCAGCAACGCCGAGCGAAAGCUACAAAAAAACGCACGAAAGCUCAAAGUGGCCACAAGCGAAAGCUCCACGCCAACAACACAGUGUAAAGUCUUCUAGUAAAAAAAAAAAAAAGAAAACAAAUAAGACAACAAAAAGUAAAUAAAUAAGCAAAGCUAAAACUAUUUGCAAUUUGUGUGAAAGAUAAUUUUUAGCGAAAGCUUACUUAAACUAACUUACAUACUUACUUACUUACAUACAUACUUAAUUUCCAACGGGACUUGUGCAAAGCGCAAUCAAAGCUCUUAUAAAAGAAAUAUUUAAAAUAAAUUAAAUUUAAGCGAUAUUUAAACAAGCAGUGAGACUAACUACUAAGCAACAACAAAUCAGCAUACAAAUAAAGCAACAAAGCGCUAAGCAAGCAGUACAGUUAGAAAGCUAGGUGAGCGCAAGAGAUCAGCGAGCGCAAGAGCGUAGUUCAAAAGCGAGAGUGUGCGUGUGUGUGUGUCGACAGAUCAAAGAUCGAGCCAAUAGCAAGGCAAGCCGUAGAGUAAGAGAGAGCACGCGUUUGAGCGCACACAACCGUUUAGAGCGAACUUCAAAAUUACGCCCCAAAAGCAAGCAAGCGCCGCAACAACAGCAGCAGCAGCAGCAGCAGCAGAAGCAACAACAGUCGUUAAUAAAAAGCAAACGACGCCACAAGCCACCGGCAAGAAAAUGACCAACGCCAUGGAUAUUGUGAAGAAUGGCAGUGCCAAUGGCUCCGUCGAUGGCAGCUCGGAUGAGUCGCGCACCAACUUGAUUGUGAACUAUUUGCCACAGACAAUGACGCAAGAGGAGAUGCGUUCGCUCUUCUCGAGCAUUGGCGAAUUGGAGAGUUGCAAGCUUGUGCGCGACAAAGCCUCAGGUAAUUUGGUGUUGCCAGCUUCGUUAACCGCACUCAACCCGGCAUUGCAACAAGUCGGUCAAAGCUUGGGCUACGGUUUUGUUAACUAUGUACGCGCCGAGGAUGCUGAGAAGGCCGUUAAUACAUUGAAUGGCUUGCGUUUGCAGAAUAAAGUGAUUAAAGUAUCAUACGCCCGUCCAAGUUCGGAAUCAAUAAAGGGUGCUAAUUUGUAUGUAUCGGGUCUUCCCAAAAAUCUAUCACAACCAGACUUGGAGGCACUAUUCGCAUCAUAUGGCAAGAUAAUUACAUCUCGUAUACUCUGUGAUAAUAUUUCUGGUCUAUCGAAAGGUGUCGGUUUUAUACGUUUCGAUCAACGCAACGAAGCUGAGCGCGCUAUACAGGAAUUAAAUGGCAAAACGCCCAAAGGUUACACCGAACCAAUAACUGUUAAAUUUGCCAAUAAUCCCAGCAAUAGCGCUAAAGCUCAACUCCCACCACCAUUGGCCGCUUAUUUGACACCACAAGCGGCUGCCGCAACGCGUCGUCUCGCUGGCGCACUGCCAUCGGCUGGACGUAUAAGCAUUGGAAAAAGCCCGAUGUUAGCCAUUAACAAGGGUUUACAAAGAUACUCACCAUUGGCUGGUGAUCUUUUGGCCAAUUCCAUUUUGCCCGGCAAUGCAAUGACCGGCUCCGGCUGGUGCAUAUUCGUUUACAACCUCGCACCCGAAACGGAGGAGAAUGUCUUGUGGCAGCUGUUCGGCCCAUUCGGUGCCGUCCAAUCGGUCAAGGUUAUACGAGAUUUACAGACGAGCAAAUGCAAGGGUUUCGGCUUCGUGACCAUGACGAAUUACGACGAAGCGGUUGUGGCAAUACAAUCACUCAACGGUUAUACACUGGGCAACCGGGUGUUGCAAGUUAGCUUUAAGACAAAUAAAACCAAAACCGCUUAAGUGAACCUGAGUGGUGUAAAGAAGAAGCAGAGCAACAGCAGCAGCAACUAUAGGAAAAACAGCAAGAGUGUGAAGGAAAACGAAAGAGAAGGCAAAACGGCGGCAGUGAAAGAGAAUGGGAGCGUAAGCGUAAGCCAAGCUUUUGUGUGACGCGAGCGCUUACGUAAGAGCAAAAAUAUGUGAGAGAAAAAGCAAGCAGUUAAGAGCGUUAAAUUAGUGAAAAGAAAGGAGAAUAAAUAAGCAUGAAGUGUAAGCAACAACCAGUAAACACCGCAGUUCAACUAAACAACAACAAAAAAGUUAAAACAUGCAAAACAAAAAACAAAAAAAUAUUUAAAAAAUUUACAUAAAUUAUAUACACAUAUUAUAUAUGAAGCUGUAGUAGUGUGUGCAGAAGAAACAGCUAAAAAAUAUUAACUAUACAAAAAGUGUUGAAAAAUGACCACUAGUCACACAGAAAUUAAAAAAAAAUUAAUAAUAAUAUUUUUCAUUGAAGAAAGUUAGUAAAAAUUAUAAGUUGUGCAAAAUUAAAUUUAGUUUUGUAGUAUUUAUUGAAAUUCGAAAAUUUGUUAGCAAAAAAUGUAAGAGAAAAGAAUACGGAGCAGAGAACGGCAUAUGGCAAAAGGGAGUAGGGAAAGCGUGAAAUUGUUAGCACAACACUGCUUUCUAGGCAAUAUUUUUUGUGUGUUCAAGCGAGCCGAAAGUAGUUGAGCGUGAGAGCGAGACAACAACAGCAGCAAGUGCAAAAGCUUUGCCACAAGUAGUAAGCGGUCAAAACGCUUAGAAAAUAAGAUUAAGCGAACAAAAAUAACGUAGUGUAAGCGCUGCUGUGAGCAUAGGCGCGCUGAAAGAGCAAAGCAACGCUGCCACAAGUUCCGUUAAGCUAAAGCGAACACUGCAGCUAAUUGGUAUGAAGCAAAAGCACCGCAUAGCAACCCCCCCAAUCAACAACACUGGCACAAAUAGUUUAACACAAAAAUCAACCCUGAAAAUAUUCAAAGGCAAAUAGAAAUUCUCAAAACCUAAAAAAAGGGAAAUAAAAAAAAAUGAAAAUAAAAAUAAAGCAACAAAUAAUUCUCAAACUCAUCGUAUAACUACUUAUGCAUAUAUAUAUAUAAAUAUAUAUUUAUUACUUAUUAUUAACUAUUAUAAUUAAAUAACUUAAAAUUAUUAUGUGGAAAAUAUUUAAGCAAAAUUUAUUUAAACAAAAUACUUAGUGACACUUGUAAACCCACUUUUUAAACUAAUUACUUAAUUGUACUUAAUUAAAUUGUAUUUGUAUUUGUAUUUGUCUAUCAUAUAUAUACAUACACACACAUAUUUAUAUAUAUAUAUAUCUAUAUAUAUAUAUAUAUAUAUAAAAAUUUAUGAAUUUUCGUAAUUAAUUAAUUUAUUAAUUUCGUAGUUUCAAAACAAAACACAAAAAAUGCUGAGAAAAAAUACUUAAAAAUCUAAUGAUUAUAAAUUCAUAUAUUAAUUAUUGCAUGAAACAUAAAUAAUGAGAGAAAAAAAAUAAAAAUUAAAUAAAACAAACAGACAUACACACACACAAAGUAAAGCAACCGAUACGCAUAUUUUACAGCAUAAAAAAUAUUAAUAUAAUAACAGUAUCAAAACAAAAACAAAAAGCAAAAAACCAAACAAAUAAAAAUAUACAUACAUUACAUAAAUAAAAUAAAAUACAAAAAAAAAAAAAUCAAACAACCAGCUAUUUGCUAUUAUUAAAUUAAUUAUUAUUAUUAUUAUAAAUUUAUUAAUUGAUAUUGCCAUGAAAUUAACUAAAUAAAUGUGUGAAUUAUUUGAAAUUUUAAAACCGAGUGCAAAUUACAUCUAGAUGGCAACCAUGCGCUUAAAUGCGCGACACGGAUUGGCUAUAGCAAGUGUGGAGAGUGAACGAAAAGCAUAGCGGUUAGAUGAGGAUAGACAGUGUGCGUGAAGAGUGAGAGAUAAAACGGAAGCGAGAGCGAGAGAAGCAGAAGUCGAAGGAAAAGGAAGAGAGCGAGGAAAAGCAGCAGUUAGUUUGAGAGUGAGUGAAAGAAAGCGAGCGGUAUAAGUGUAGGUAGAGCGCAACGGGAGAGAGCGAGCGGGAGAAAAAGAAGCAGUUUGAUCAUUACAAACCACAAUGACAGUAAAAUGUGCUGUAUUAUUUAGUAUAACAGCUGAGCAAAAAAGCCGCCAAGAGCAUUAGCAUGAACGGCGGUAGUGAACGCUAUUGCAAAUGAAGUACGCGCAGCAAUUUUUGUAAUUUGUAUUAAAUAUUUUAAAGUGAGUGAGUGUGAUUUAAGUGUGAAGUUGAUACGGUUUUGAAACAGGUAAGCGCAAAACGAUAUGCGAGAUAGUGAGGCAAUAGCUGGGAAGCCAAAUCAUGGCAGUCAGAGAAAUUUUAUGCAUUAAUUUAGUCAAGUUGCACACCCAGCAGCUGAAUUUUCUGAACAGAACUGAUCUGAACGGUUAAGCCUUUGAUUAAGGUCGCAGUUCAGCGCGAAAAUGACAAUGGGUGCAUGGAAAAUACUCUCUGCUGGUUUUUCAAUUACUUUUUGCCUUUCGUGUCGAAAAUAGUUGAUGAAACGGAAAUGAAACAUCAAUUUGAGUAUUUAAUUUUUGAAAUGCAACCGCAUUUUCGUUGUAUAAGAUAUUCGUAUGAAUAAAUAACGGUGUUAGCAUUAUGAGAGAACCAAAGGCGAAACGAUUAGCUGUUACAGUAGCAUAAUUAGAAAAUGCAGAUUAGACUACAGGUUUGCCCUGACUGAUAAAAGCUUUCGCAAUCUCUCUCAUUUGUCGCAAUUUCUCAAAAUCGUUCUCGUUUUUUGGGCUUUAUCUAGAUCUCGCUCUCUCCCUCUUUCUCUCCAAAUAGAGUGACAGUUGUGGAGUUAAUCUAUUGGGUUUAGUGUUGUUUGAGCGCUUUCAUAGUUUAUACACUUCACUUCUCUCACUAUACACUAUGAAACACAAAUAUUUAUAGUUAAUCAAAAGCGUUCAGUGUUUUAAAAAAUAAACAGCAAAUUUUAAUUAAAAUAAAAUAUUAAAUUAAUAUAUAAAUAAAUAGUCAAAAAAUUAUAUGUAUGAAUGUUUUCGUAAACUAUAGAUUCUUUUAGUUGUCACUUCACGCUUACUAAUGAAAACUAAGUAGUAGAAAUGUGUAUGAAGAAAGUUAAAAAAAAUUAAAAUAAAAAAUUUUAUAUUACAAAUUAUUCGUAAAUAAAUCAAUGUUAUAUCAAAAUAUGAGUGCGAAAUGUGAAAGUACUUCUAAGAGCACCAAAGAAAAAUUAAGAGCUAAAAUUAAUUUAAAUUUUUCGUUCCAAUAAGUGAGUAUAAAUUAUUAAUUAGCAUUAUUAAGUCUAAUAAGAAUAUAUUAAAUGACAAAAAAAAACUAUAACGUGAAGUAUGAGGAUGAAACCGUAAGGAAGUCAAAACUAAAACACCAACUUUGAAUAUUAUAAAGAAUUUUUUAAAAAUUACUAAUAUAGUAAAAUUUAAUAAAAAACAUAACAAGAAAAAUUAAAAAAAAAAAAAUAUGAGAAAUGCACUGAAAGCAGUUAGUGAGUGAGAGAGAACGCAUAUAAAUAAAGAGCGGUAAAUUUUGAGAAUACAAGCGAGAGAAAGUAACAGCUAUAAAAAGAGUACAGCGAGAACAUAAGAUGGGCAAGUAAUAUAGAGGCAGAUCUAAGGUUUAGUAGGAGGAGAGGGGGAGUAGUAAGAGAUAAAAGAUAUUUCGAAUAUCAGCAAGGUGAAUUAAGAAAGUGUACCGCUGGGAAUUCUGUAGAGCUAAGAUGUUAAGUGCUGAAAAGUUAAAACGUACAUUUGAAAUCAAAAGCGGCGGGAAAUGUGAAAGCUAUUUAAAAUAAAAACAGAAAAAUAACAAAGAAGUAUUUAGAAUAUGAGAUUUUCUAUAAAAAUAGCAAGAAGAGAGAAUAGUAGUGAAAGAGUGAUAAAGUAUGGUAGAAGAGAUAAUAGUAAAGAAAGAGUGAGUAUAGUACAAGAGAGAAUCGUAAUGAAAAAGUUAGGAGCGAAAAAUGUAAAAGUUUGUGUGUAAAUUAGAGCAGGUAGCAGAAUGAUGGAAAGAGAAGGCAUAACCACUAAAGGGAAAGCAUAUUAAAAGCAAAGAUAGCGCGUAAUUGCUUAAAGAGUGCGGAGAAGGAACGCAGUACACCGAAAGUAGAGUGAGAUGUAAAAAUGAUGUUUGUAGCAGGCGGGCGAUUGCAAUAACAAAGUAUUAAUAUAGCAAACAAUUAAAAACGAAAAUCAACAACUAAUGGCAAUAUUUUCGGAGGUUGAGGUAUUUCGUAGAAAAAAAAUACAUAUGCAAAUCGAAAACUACUAGUAAUUGGCAACGCAGUAAAUAAUGAAAGUAUUUAAAUGAAAAUGAUUAAAAUAAGCCAAAUUUUAUAAAUGCAGGUGUGCUAAUAUUGAAGCAUGAGCGUGUAGAAGUUAAGCCUAUAAUGUGGCAACAGCGCAUUACAAAGUUUGAACUGAAAUUUGGCAACAACGUAUUAAAAAGCUUCAACUGAAAUAUGGCAAUAGCGCAACAACUUACAAACGAUCACAAAAGGGUUUAAAAAGAGUAAACAAUAACAGCAAACGAUCAACGAAGGUGAGCUGAUAGCGAGUGUGCUGAUCCAGCGGUUGUUGUGGGUGAGCAGGCAGAGCGCCCAGUUGAGAGAAGGGAGUGUCAGGCAAUAUUGAUUCAAAUUGAAAUGCAGAAUGUGGCUAGAAAGUGCAGAUGGAAGUUUAUAUGUGGAAAGCAGAUAAAGUUUAGCAUUUUAGAUGAGUAUAGUGAAUAUCAAGAGAGCGUACGAGAAUUAGCGAGACGCUGUUAUAAAAGCUAGCGAUAAAAUGGUGUGCAUCGCGGCCUCGCACGCCACACAACUGCCGUUCGGUGCACUCAACUUGUCGACUCACCUAAAUUCUGCCGAACAAUCGAUAGCCACAAACAUGUAAUCAAGUUCUCAGUAUACUUAGCACUAUACUACGCUUGUAUAAUAUGUAAUUGUGUGGCAAUGCACUCAUUUAGGUGCUAAACGAAAAUGUGUUUUAAAAAAGCUAAUUAAUCAUACAUACAUCUACAUAUAUUAUUCAGAUAAAAUCAGAAGUUAUCACACAUUUACAUGCAUGUAUUUUAUGUAAUCAAUGUAACGAAUCGAGAUCGCUAACAGAUUUAUGUGUACAUCAACAAUAAAAAAAAAAAACAAUACAUACUCUAUAUACUGAUCAAUACAAUUGAUAUUUAAUUGUUUGCAAAUAAAAAAAAAUAAGUGAAAGCGAGUAAAAACAGUAAUUAAAAUCACCCUCAAACACAUAGGCACAUAAAAAAUGUUAAUCAUAGCAACAAACUUGGAUCGCAUACCGAUUAAAAAUUAUUCAAAACUUAUUACAUACAUUCGUAUAAAUGUCAUAAACAUUUAAUGUGCUCAUUAUUGCUGCGAGAGCAGAGAAAAUGUAAACUUAAACUAAUAAUUUACCAAAAUCACUACUGUUAAAACACAAUGCGCCACUGUAGACAAGCAGAACAAAUAUUUAGACUAGCCGUGGACCACUAUAUGCGUUAGUGUAUUGAGAGUCAGCUUAUAGAAAAUGAUUUUCCCAUGUCAAAUACUUGUAUACAUAUAUAACUGUGCGUUUAACCAAUUUACUAGCAACAAAAAAUAUAAAUAAUUGUUAUGCAUAACUGUAAACAAAUGCACACGCAAAAGUAACCAAUAAAAUAAGGUGUGUGUCUAGGAUAGCGCAGUAAAACUGAGCGGGUAUGUGUAUUGACUAAUAGAGUUGAGCGAGGAAGAGAGAAAAAUAUUGGAAGAGAGAAAAUAAGGCGAAAGUGGUGAGAUAAAGAUAGAGAGAGAGAGAGAGAGAAUGAAAAGCGUAAGCGGAGCUUUGUUUAACAAAAGAGCGGUGGAGCUGCUGUACAAUUGCAGAUAUUGGGUUUUGUUAAGAGUAAGGGUGAAGGCUGGAUAUUUGAAGGUGAGGGUUGUAGAAAUGGCUAGAAAGACAGAUCGCUUACGAAAGAUAUGAUAAGAAUAGGCAGAGAUUGUUGAAAAAAUAAUGGCAAUAAGCUUUAGUUUCCUACAAAUUCGUGGUGAAGCAAAAACAGAAACAGAAACGGAAAGAUGAAAAUUGAGAAAUUAUAACCAAAAAAGGUGCGUACUGGAAAAAUUCAAAGAGUUCGUGGAAAGAUAAAGAAAUUGAAAAUAUAUAUGAGAGCGGGUGCAAAACGUAUAGAAAUAUAAAGCGAAAUGGAUGAAUUGCAGGGUUAAGAGCAAGUAAAAGAAUAGUUAGAGCAGAAGAACCUAGUAGAUAAGUGGUGAAAUAAGUUGCCAGCACAAAGAUAUUGCAUGAAAGAGUAGAAAGUUAGAAGAAAAGGACCGCGUAAGAACUUGACAAGCUGAAAACCGGUAAGGAGGGAUAUUAUGUGGAAAGGAGAAGCAAACUGCGGUCAGUAAGAAGAGUUCAGAAGAUAAAAUCUUAAAUUAGAAGAACACAGUAGUUCGCAGAUAAAUAUUGGUUUAACAAAUUGAAAAGUACUAGUAAACGCGAAAGGUUUCAGAGUGGUUUUUCAACUAGUAAACACCAUUUGAGCUGCUUCAAAAUACAGUUGGCUAACUUAGUAUAUAAAACAGCGCAUUUACUUAAAAAUAAAAAAACAAGCAAACAACGAAAUCAAAGGAGCUUCUAGCCAACUGCGUUGAGGUGCGGGAGAAAGGUUCCAAAAAACAAAAAAAAAACAAAAAUACUAAUAAUGUGCUAGAAGAGUGAAGCAGGUGCAAAGCUUUGCUAAUAGUGAAUGAGGCUGAGUUGCGUGUGCUCGCUCUCUCUCGCUCCCUCAAACCAAAGAGACAAAAAGAGCGCGCUAAAAUGUAAGAGUGUCUCGUUUUCUAUUACUUUUUGUGGACUAAGCACGCAGUAAGGCAAAUUUUGUCGAAUUUUUUGCUGAAAUCUGCUUGCUUUUGUCUGAAAUUUUAAGAACUUCUAGCAAUAAUUUACUCACUUUUUAAGUCAAGACACGCACCACACCUGCAACGCAUGCGCCCUAGACACGCACCACCUUCUACUACCUACUAUGUGCAACAACUAACAUAAAACACUCAAGCAACAGGCGAUCUGAAGAAGUUAGCGCAAAUUUUAUUAAAUCAGUAUAGAAAAACGUUAAUAAAGAUAAAAGAUUUUAAGUAAAAAAUUCAUAUAAUAUUUUAACAAGCAGAAACAUGAAACACAAGCAAAAAAGUAAAAGUAAUUGAUGUUACGCCAGAAGCAAGGCGGCGGAAAUGGGCGUCACGCCAUGAAAAAUGCAUUUAUUCAAAAAAACAAAAAAAAAAAACCAGUGAAGCCAAUAUUUAUGUGUAUACAGUGUGUGGCCAAAGCGCUAGCAAAAAUAAGCACAUACAUGUUUGUAUAUGAAAACUAAGUACUAAAGCAUUUCAAAAUCCCGUAAAAUAUACCGUACCAUAAAUUAACAUAAAAUAACUGUACUGAAAACGACACCAAAAAAUCCCACUUAGCAAAAAUUCACACUUGUACUGAAACUGUCAAAGCAAAAAGCCGAAAAAUAGUUAAAAAGAAAUGCAAAAAAAAUUUACAUAAAAUACUACUACUAUUACUAUUUUACAAACAGUACAUAGCAACCCACAAAGCGUAGCAGAAUUUCAGAAUUUAUAUAGUGGAAAAUAAAAAUAAAAAGUAAAGCGUAACAGCAGCAAGAAAUUAGUAAAAAAAUCGAAAUAUGAAAUGUUAUAGUAAGCGUGAAAAUACACGAAAUUGUCGUAAAUCCAAAAAAUGAAAACAGCUUCCAAAAUUUUUAAGAUACUAGUCAAGUAAGUGUUUAAUAUUAGCAAAAGCAAAGUGUAUAAGAAAAAAUCAGCAUAUUGAAAAAUUAAAAAAAUUAAAUUAUAUAACAGUAAAUGUGGUAGUGAUGCGGUAAAAAAGCAUUCAAAAACUAUGCCGUUAGUUUGGUUAGAUACCAAAAAUUUUUUUGAAAAAUUAAAAGUAAUUAAAAAAUAUACAUCUAUAUAUAUAUAUAUAUAUAAUCGUGUAAGCAAACAUUUUCCAAAUAAAAACACUGAUUUUUCAUAUAUAUAGUAAAUUUUUACGCAUAAAUAUAUAUAUACAUAUACAUAUAUACCGUAUUAAAUGUAAAAACAAACACCACAGCUAAAAUUUGAGAUCAUUAGAAAUAAGAGCGUAUUGAGAUUAUUAUUUGAGAGAGCGAAAUGAGCGCGCAAAAUUGGAAGAGCCGUAAAUUGUGCGCUGCGCUACAGUGGCAUGCAUAUUUAUGAAACCAGCAAUUUUGCGCGUAAAAAAAGAUAUGAAAAAUAAAAUAAAUUUAUAAAUAAGAUAAGAAAAAAUACAGCAAAUGAAUCUGCAAAUAAAAAAAAUAUAUUUAUAAAAAAGAAUUUGAACAAAUUUGUAGUAGAAAACGUAUAUUACAAAAGCAAAAAGCAUGCAAUUUAACAAAAUAUUUACUAUCGACUAUGAUUUACUCGCAUAAACAUACUUACAAACUAGUUUCAUGUUUCUCUUAAAUGUUCAAAAGCAAAAAACAAAUACAAAAGUAAAUUGCAAAAAAUAAUAAUAAAUAGUAGCGUAUGUUAGACAAGCUGGCAACACUAUGCAUGAUUAUUACAAUUACCUACGUGUCACAUAAAUACAUAGACGCCUAAAAAAAUAUAGAGAUACAUAUAUAUAUAUAUAUAUACAUAUAUACAUGUUUAAUGUAUUUAUAACGGUACUUGUACUAGUAUUUGUGUUUCCCCGCCCGUGCAAACAAAGCAACAAAGCAUAAAAAUUCAAGAAACGAAGUAAUUGACAAACAAAUGGGUGCUUAGAAAACAUUUAAUUACAUACAUAAUUACUUAGCGAAACUCUUUUAACUGACUGCUGAGAGCGUAGCGUGCCCACCAUGCGUGCGUGCGCACGAGAGAAAGAAUAAAUGAAUGUGCUGCUGUAGCUGAGUGGCUAUACCAAUAAAAAA